Molecule: messenger RNA, 1493 nt
Organism: Haliotis rubra (blacklip abalone)
Lineage: Eukaryota; Metazoa; Mollusca; Gastropoda; Lepetellida; Haliotidae
Product: anti-sigma-I factor RsgI6-like
Exons: 11
Coding region: 1-1461 (486 amino acids)
Biological process (GO): carbohydrate metabolic process
Molecular function (GO): hydrolase activity, hydrolyzing O-glycosyl compounds
Source: RefSeq, a predicted model, not a curated record
AUGGUGCAUCUUUGUGUUAUAGCUGGGAAGAAGGCAUACAUCCCCGUUGGCAGCCAUCCUCUCGCCAGAUCCUCCGACGGCUGGAUUCACCUCACUGGAGACUUCAACGCUCCUUCUGGGGCAACAGCCAAAAUGGCUGACAUUGUUAUGGCAACAGAAGUUGCGGUGAAAUAUGACAUGCAAGGCAUAAAGUCGUCCAGCGUGUACUACCAAGGCCCGUCACCUGGUGUAAACUUUGUGGUCGACUCCGUGUCUAUAUCUCCCCUGGUAGCCAACACCCACUGGCGUGCAGAAUCCGAUGCCACCAUAGAGAGGAUAAGAAAAAGUGACAUCAACUUUCACGUCACCACUUCUGGAGGUAUUUCCAACAAUCAAGUUGAAAUUGACGUAAUUCAAACAAAAAAAUCGUUUGCAUUCGGAACCGCUGUAAACUUAGGAGAGUAUCUCCAUGGCGACCAGAGAUACAUAUCGUUCAUCAACAAGCACUUCAACUGGGCAGUCACAGAGAAUGCCCUCAAGUGGACUUCGUUGGAACCUCAGAAGGGUCACAUCAACUACGAUGAGCCAAUCAACGCCAUCAAGAAGUUGAGAUCCAACGGAAUCAAGGUGCGAGCUCACAACAUUGUCUGGUCUGUGGAUCAGUUUGUACCACAGUGGGUUAAAGCCCUUCGUGGGCAGACACUGAAGGACACAGUAAAACACCAUAUACAAGACAUUGUUGGACGAACCAAGAACCUCGUGGAACACUGGGACGUCAACAACGAGAACCUCCACGGCUUCUGGUUCCAGAACACUCUCAACGAUAGAGACUACGAUCUAGAAAUAUUCCGUAUCGCUCAUCAAGCUGGUCCCAAUGUUAAAAUGUUCCUCAAUGACUACAGUGUUGUAUCAUCGGGUGGGAUGACUGGGGCGUACCGUGAUCAGGCCAUCAGGACAAAGAACGCAAACGUUGGCCUCUAUGGAGUCGGUGUCCAGUGUCACUUUGGAGAAAAUGUUGAACCCGACCCAACGCUGAUCAAGGAACAUUUAGAUACCAUUGCACAAGCUGGCGUUCCUAUCUGGGUCACUGAACUCGAUGUCAUAAAUGUUGAUGAACACAAACGAGCAGACUGGUACGAGACAGCUCUGAGGGCGUUUUAUGGCCACCCAGCUGUUGAAGGGGUUAUGUUUUGGGGAUUUUGGAGCGAGAGAGACUGGAGAGGAGAACCAGCUACACUGGUGUCUGGAAAUGAGUUCAGGAUAAACGCAGCUGGCCAACGUUACAUUGACCUCACAGAGAAACAAUGGAUGACCAACGAAAACCACAAGCUCUCCCAAUCUGGCAACAACUUUAAAGUCCGCGGUUUCCAUGGCGACUACACGAUUAAAGUCAAGGUCAACGGGAAGGAAGUUCCCUCCCUCGCGCAGUCAUUCACCUUGGGUAAAUCGGCUCACACUGUAAACCUCCGCGUCCAUCAUUAGCACGAUCACUGUGAAUAAAGUGCGUCAUUGUG